AUGGCUGUGAGUGGGUUAAACGCACGGCGUGCCAAGGUGCGCGCCAGCAACCACUGUCCGGCUGUCCUGCUCGCGCCACUGGGCGAGGAGCGGGUCUACCGCCAGGCUAUCGAGUGGUGGGAGCGGAUCGACGAGGGACUGCAGUAUGUUGUGGCCACAGGCGACAUCGGGAAGGGCGGCAAGUAUCUUAUUCGCUGGCUCAAUCGGCUGGAAAAGGGCAUCGAGCUCGAGUUUCCGCUGGAGGACUCGCCGGCGGCCCACGCAGUCUCGCCGCGCCGCAUCUCGCUCAUCCGCUCGCUCUUUGCGCUCGCCACCAACGAGCGCUUCUCGCUCCGCAUGCAGCGCCAGAUCUUUAAUCCGCUAGCCAAACUUCUUGACGAGCCCGACAUGGAGUUUCCGGAUCUGGAGAUCGAUUGGCGCCCACUUCACCACAUCGUCACCUCGCUGUACUCCGAGUCGUCUUGCCCGGACGGGAUGAUGCCGUCGGCCUCACACGCCUCGGCGCUGUACAAGGUUAUUUCUCGGUCGCGGAGGCUGUUUCCUCGAAGCACGGCCGCGACUGUCCUGGACGAGGCAAAGCCAUACAUCCAGCCGUAUGCGCCGGGCGUGACGCUCAAGGCGCUCCUGGUUGCCACCAUGUUUGUCCCCGCAUCGCAUGCACCGCUGAAGGAGUGGCUGCCGACCUUGCUGGAGGCCGACAAACUCAUUCGAUCGCGCGAGUGGACGACCCGGCUGCUCUCACUCUUGGUCGAGGCACUGGAGGCGAGCGUGUGCGAGGCGGAGCGCCACGCUGCCGUGGCUGCGGAGGUGUGCAAGCUGUUGCCGGACCUGAUCCAGCGCGGCAUCUCGCGACUGCAGUUGCCUGGCGCGUCAGGCUCUGGACAGGCCGACGUGGCGCUGCCGCAAAGCGGGCAGCAGCUCAUGGUCCCUUCGUCGAUGACCCACCUGCUUGGGCGGUCGAUGUUUUGGAUUGAGCUGGGCAAGGCGUUUGUGAUGGCGGCUGCCAAUGGGAGUGCCGACUCGCCGGCAUACUCUGCGCUCGAAACACUGCUCACCAUGCUCAAGUCCUACCUGCACCCGUCCAACUCGGGGCGGUGGCAGACCGCGCUCGCCGUCCUGCUCAACACGCUGGCGACGACGGUGACCGAGGUGGCGGUGGCUGCGCCCGACGCAUUUGCGGCGCCGAUGCGGGCCAAGUUUGUGCUGCUGAUGGAGCGCCACAUGUAUGUUGCGCUGUACUCCAAGUCGCACAUGCUGACCAAGGCCGGUGUGGCGAUGGCUGAGGCGUGCAUGACGCUCGAGCCGCGGCUGGUCGUGGAGAAGAUGACGCUCGAGCUGACCACCUCGCUCCAGUCGGUCAACGAAGUCCACCGGACUCAGGCUGCUUUGCAGUUACUGGGCGCGGUCCUUGUCCCGUGGUUUGCUCGCAGUGGCUUUGACCAUGCUGGGCUCGGCCCUCGGGUUCAACCUGAGGCUGCGUCACUCGAGCUCUUGCUAUUCUUUAUGGACAUUCUACUGAUGGGUCUCGACCCGAACGACAUGGGCAAGUCUGUGGCCACCAUCCGCACCACGUUUUCGCUGCUCUCGAUGAUGCCACUCGCUGCGCGCGGCACGACCGCUGCCCUGUUCACCGACUGGGCGCUGGCCUUUGUCGACCGCGCGUUCUCGUUCUAUGAGCAAGCCGAGGAUGUGUCGAUGGUGGCUUCCAUCGGCGUCGACGUCGGCGAGCGGGCGUACUCGGUCCGCGGCGGCGACCGCGCGCUGGGCGGAGGCUCGCUGGUUGCGUCUGAGGGCUCAGAUGGUUGGGGCUACUUUUCGGGCGUCAUGGCUAUGUUUGCCGACGCGCUACCUCGCAGCAUGGUGGCCGAUGUCGCGCGGCACGUGCUCCAGCUCAUCCGCGGGCGGCUGAUGAUGAACGCGCUUGAGCAGGUUCGCGACGUCGUCUCGGUGCUGUGCGGCGGCUCGACACUUGAGAAGCAGAAGAUUGCCAUCGACAUUCUCGCUCCGCCGACGCUGCAGAUUGUGCGCGACGAGCUGGCGUCCGGCGCUGGGAGCCAGGCGUCGGCCAACGCGCCGCUGCUGCUGUGGAACUUGAACGUGCUCGCCGGCAUUGCACAGUCGCGGGCGUUUGCGCGCGACUACGCCGACGAUAUCCGCGCGCUCUUGCCCAAGAUUUUUGCGCUUGAGCACAAGGGCGCGGCCAUGCUCGCCGCCGAGUUUGUGCGUUGCAUCCUCACGGCGCUGUCCGAGACCGAUCACGUCGGCAUUGCGGCUAUGGGCCCUGCCGAAGCCGAGGCAAUGCUUGCUAGCGGCGACUCGCCAGAGCUACUCUGGCGCGGCCCGCUGCCGUCGCUGCAAAAGACGCGGCUGGAGCUCGAGUGGGUAGUGGCAGCCGACGAUGCCCACCGCCCGUUUGUCGAGUUUGCUUGGGAGGUCUUUGACUGCGUGUGGGGCGAGGUCGAGACUCGUCUCGUGGCUUACGCCUGCUCUGCGCCAGGCGAAGAGCCGUUGACCAAGGCGCAGCUCCACGCAACGCUUUCGCUGCUGGCGGGCCUGCUACAGGGAUCUGGGCGGCUUCUGCCCGAGAGCGAGUACUCGGGACCUGAUGCGCAGUCGGAGACCGAGACGACGCCACGGGGCGACGCUGCGGGCGGUGGGGACGGCUUGUGCAGCGAUGCACAUGAGGUUCUUGCCCAGGCGCGACCGGCGAUGCUCUCUCUCGAGGUGCUGGACAUGCCGACGCCUGCCCGACGCGGCGGGUGGGGCCAUGAGCAGAGCCGCGACGACAUUGGGCGGGUCCUGCACCAGAUGGCGAGCAAGCUCUCUUCGCAUGAGCUGUCCGAUGUACUUGGAGCGCAGAUUGUGUGCGAGUGCAUCCGUCUGCAUCUCGCCUUCCGCGGGGUGAACAAGGGCGAGGUGUCGAACGCACAAAGCGCGCUUAUCAACUCGCUUUUUGAGACGCCGCUGAUGAACGCACUCUGCAUUGCCUCGCGGUCGCUGGCGGUCAUCCGCACGGGGCUCUGGUGGCACCACUACGAGUUUGUGAACCGGCUUGUGCCGCCGAGCGAGACCAACGUGGCGCUGCUUGACGAUGUGUUUGCGCUGGCGCGCGGGCCACACGCGCCGAUCCGGGCAGCGGCACAGGAGACUCUGGCUGCACUCCUGCCGCGGUUCACUCUCACUCGGGCGCGGCUGCUGGCGACGGCGCUCGACGCGCUCGACGCCCCGGGCGAGGUCGGCGACGACGUGCUCACCGGCUCACUCUACUUUAUCAACCGCGGCCCGGAGCUCAAGUUUAUCAUGACGCGACCGGAGCUGCGGACCAAGCUGCUGGUGGCGCUCGGCAAGACUCAUCGGAUCGAGAAGUUGACGGUGCUGGCGCGGGCCAACGCGCUGCUGCACAAGGUGCUCAGCCUUGAUGUGGCGCCGUUUGUGCAAGCGCCAGGCCCGUCUGGCCCCGUUCCAGGCCAUUUGGCACAAGCUGUUGACGAGCAUGCCUCGGCCGUGACGGCCAAGGCCGAGGCAGCGCAUGCUGCAACGUGCUCGGCGCUCCUCGCAGAGCUCGACGAGCACCCAACGAUGCACUGGCGGCACGUCGGGUUUAUCAUCAUGCUGCUCACCAACGAAAUGCGGACUGACGCGAUGCCAUCGGCCGAGCUUCUGCGGCUCUUCCUUCGCAAGGCUGUGGACGAGCUCGAGUCGAUCCGGAACAUGGCGCUGGUGGGCCUCUGCCCGAUUCUGGUGCUGUUGAGCCAGGCGCUCGGCCUGCACCCGGUCCAUCGGCCGAGCGCGUUCCAGGUCGAGGGCGACGAACUGCCAGAGGCAGAGGUGUUUGGCGACCAAGCGAGCUUUGAGGCGGCCGAGUUUGUGGAUCCGGCAUGGGCUGGGUGGUCUGCAGCGGUACCGUCGACCGCGACGGUGCUACGCGACUUGCGGCCCAAGCAUAAGCUGUUCACCUUUUCCGCCAGCGAGGCCCAGGUUGCCGAGCAGGCACAAGCGCUUGUGGCCGAAGUCCGAGCAUGCUUUGGAGAGGCCGAGUACUUGGUGCGAAUGGUAGAGGUGCAGCAGAUGAGUGAGCGCGGCGAUGAGAUCGGCUUGGCAUUUCUGCCAUCACGGGCGUUCACGCUUUCGCUUGGCUUUGCGCUUGUGGGCCCCGAGACAAUGCUUCAAGUGGUGACGCCAUGUGUUGGGCUUGUUCUGAGCGGUAUGGCCGCGAACGACGCGUCGGCGUGGUCGUCGCAUGCUCUGGGCGCCGAGCUCAUGUCUGCGGUCGGCAGCGCGUCGAUGUACACCCCCGACGUCGAGGCGUGGCAGGCGGCGGGCGAAGUGGUGACGACGCUGCUGCGUGCCGGACUGAGCCUGGCCAAGGACAGCGAAGGGUUUGAAGACUGGAAGGUGGGGCUCUCUGCUCUGCUCGAGGACCACGACCCGCGGCGGUUCGGAUGGCUGCUGAACGAGCUGGCAGCCGCACCGCGGACGGCUUCGACGUCGGCGCAACGGGUCAAGGCUCUGGAGCUUGUGACGCUCAGCGUUGUCGUGGCCGGGCGGCGGAGCGUGCGGUGGUUUGAGCCGCUGCUAGACGAGCUGGCGGCGGCGCGGGCGUCGGAACUGAAGCAGAUGCGCUCGGUGGUCAUGUCGUUUGUAUCGGAGCUGCUGGCGCUCGGGCCGCGGCCGGCGGUCGACGUUUGGGUCUCGGCCCUGUUGGCCGAGGUGCAGGACGAGGGCGCACCUGCCGAAGUGCGGUCGCGCCGGGCCAAGGUCCUGCUCUCGCUCGUCUUCAACUCAUCGUUCAAGGUUGGGCGUGGAAUGGAGAGCCAGCUGGCUCGUGUCGUCCCGCUAGUGGCCAGCGCUGCCGACGACACUGAUCCGGCGGUGCCAUCAUAUGCGCGGCUGACGCUGCGGUUCUGUGGCAAGCUCGCGGUCCCGUCUUCGAUGCUUGAGGAUGUAAUGACAGCGCUCACCAAGUGCCUGGCGGUUCGCGAGGAAGCGUCGUGGCGGGUCCGGCUCUCUGCGCUCUCGGGCAUCCAGUCGCUCAUUCUUGCACAGGCGCCACGGCUAGGAGCGGCGAGUGCUGGCGGGGUCGGGCUCGCGCGUGCAGUGCUUGAUGCACUGCUAGAUCCGCAACGCGAAGUUUGUGAUGCGGCGUCACACACACUCUCGGGCAUGAUGGUGUGUCUGCCGUGGCUUGGUGUCGAGGUCCUGCUGCCGCUGCUGGACGCAGCGGCGCAGCUCCCUGUCCGCGACGUGCGGCGGCGGAACAAGAAGAAGCGUAAGGGCAAGAAGAGCAAGGACACGGAUGGAUGUGCUGGCCCCAGUGCCGUCGACUUGAGCGGGACGCGGCUUGCACUUUGCGAGACCGACGCCAAAGCAGUGGGAGAUCUCGCGCCGGACGAGCUUGACACCCGGCUGCGCAAGGUGCAUGCCGCAGUGCAGGGUCUCAUUGCGCUGCUGCGGACCGAGCCGUACGAGGUGACGGCGUGGAUGGUACCUGUCCUUGUCCGGGUCGCCAAACACCAGGCGUCACCGCUGCCGAUCCGCAGCACGGUCUCACGGUACUACGCCGAGUUCUGGCGGACACACUCGGACUCGUUCCCGCUCUACGCGUCGCUCUUUUCUGCCGAUGAGCUGGAGACUGUGCGGGAGAUGGUGGUUGCACCGACCUACUUUGCCUAACCCUUAACGGUACGAUCGUUCGGACGCGUUGUCGCGCGUCUCAAAUUGAACAACUCGAUGAUGC
Thecamonas trahens ATCC 50062 is the source of this 5737-nucleotide messenger RNA. RefSeq lists its product as uncharacterized. NCBI's taxonomy places the organism in Eukaryota, Apusomonadida, Apusomonadidae. Gene Ontology annotation, molecular function: proteasome binding; peptidase activator activity. The record is from RefSeq and is a predicted model, not a curated record. Gene Ontology annotation, cellular component: nucleus; cytosol. The transcript has 2 exons. Bases 1 to 5673 code for a protein of 1890 amino acids. Gene Ontology annotation, biological process: proteasomal ubiquitin-independent protein catabolic process.